This is a messenger RNA of Python bivittatus (Burmese python), 3690 nucleotides long. The record is from RefSeq and is a predicted model, not a curated record. Lineage: Eukaryota; Metazoa; Chordata; Lepidosauria; Squamata; Pythonidae.
AAGACCUAUCUUGUAAUGAUUUAUGCUAAAACUACAAAAUUGCAGUUGAAUAUCAAGAACUGUAUAAAAUCAAGCUUUUGUCUUCCUAAUCAGGUUGUAGAGGCAUAUGGUCAGACAGAAUGCACAGCUGGCUGCACAGUCACAAUGCCAGGAGAUUGGAAAGCAGGUCAUGUUGGACCCCCUCUACCCUGCAACAUCAUAAAACUUGAAGAUGUGCCAGAAAUGAACUAUUUUGCAUCAAACAAUGAAGGGGAAAUUUGUAUUAAAGGGCCAAAUAUAUUCAAGGGUUAUCUAAAGGACCCUGAGAAGACAGCAGAAGCAAUUGAUAACAAUGGAUGGCUGCAUACUGGAGAUAUUGGGAAAUGGAUGCCGGAUAAUGUAUUGAAGAUAAUUGACAGAAAAAAGAAUAUCUUCAAAUUAGCUCAAGGAGAAUAUAUCGCACCUGAAAAGAUUGAAAACAUCUAUAUCAGAAGUUCCCCUGUAGCACAAGUCUUUGUACAUGGAGAUAGCCUUCAGUCUUUCUUGGUGGGUAUAGUGGUUCCUGAUGCCGAAACUCUUUCAGCAUUUGCAGAAAACCUGGGAGUAAAAGAUUCAUAUGAAGAACUCUGCAAAAAUUCAGUAGUGAAAAAAGCUAUAUUGAUGGACAUGAUCACAUUGGGGAAACAAGCUGGCCUUAAGACCUUUGAACAAGUGAAAGACAUCUACCUUCAUCCAGAGCCAUUUACAGUUGAAAAUGGACUCUUAACUCCAACACUGAAGGCAAAAAGAGCAGAUGUUGUCAAACACUUCAGGAGUCUAAUUGAUGACCUGUAUGCUGCUAACAUGUAAAGGAAUGAAGGCCAUCUUGAUUGAACAUAUUGACAGUGGACUAUGAAAGUGCCUAACUGGCAAGGGAAACAUCUAAAAGAAACCAACAAAUGUGGUAGAUCUGUGUUGCAGGAGGUUAGUGUCCCAUUUACAGUUAUAUGCCUAGGAAGACAAAGCAGACUGCACUAGCUUGAAUUGUUUACAAUCACUGAGAAAACUAUAUUUUCCUUUAUUGUAUAACCCUAAUUGAAAUGGAAAAGUGUUAAAUGGUUUAAAAAUAUAUUUAAAAGCUGAGUUUAUGGGAAAAUAUUGAACUCUGUCAGACUACUAAGAGACCAUAAUGACACUGUACUGGUUUGAUAGAGUUGAUAUGCCAGUACACUAAAUAUUAAUUGGAUAACAAGGAUAAUAUAAUAUAUAAUGUUUUGGGACCUAGUCAUACCUUAAGAACUGUAGAAUACACUUUCUGUACCUAUAAAAUUCAUCACUCAUAGAUGAGCACUUAAAUAUACUAGCUUCAAUUGCACAUACCUUCUAAGUUGGUAUAUCCCAAUUCUGCUAGGCACAAAAUGACUAUCUGCUAGCUGAAACUUGAAUAUGAAAAAUAAAAACCUAGUGAAAGUACAUAGCCUAAAACAUAUUUGUCAAUUUCUCCAUAAAUACAAAGACAUUGUAUGUCUGGAGUCGCUCUGGAGUGAGAUGGGUGGUGACAAAUUUGAAAUUUAGUUAAAUAAAUAAAAUAAAUAUACAAAUACGUUGAACUCAUGGUUAACUUCAGUUUUAAACUAGGGUGGCACAUCAUGAUAAACAAACCACAUGAUAUCAUGGCUUACUGCAGGGUUCUCAGACUUUGCAGUACCAUAACCCUUAAAAUAAUAAAUAAAAAUGAAUAAUCUUCCUAUGAACACAAUUUAUUUCAUUGGAGCCUAGGAAGAGCAAGGAAAUAUUCUAUUUGCUUUUCACAAUUAAACAUUUCUUUCUCUGUUUUAAGUUUAUAUUAAUUUUGCCAGGUUCAAUGAGAAACACAUUCAUUUUCAAUUUCUGGAAAGUCUAGUCCUAAUUCAUAAUUGCUGAUUAAAAUUGAAGGACUUUUGGUAACAUAGAGAAUAUAUUGCAUUUCCUACUUGAGACAUUACCAAGCUUUGCAAAACAGUCCAUUUCAUAUUCACAGUGGGAUGGUUUGAAUUUGAAAUAUCUUCCAUACUACUAUUGACCUUGGAUCUUCUUGAAGUACAAAUACAUUGGGCAUCUUUGCCAAUCACAGAUGCUAAAAUGAGGUUCAGUAUAAUUUCAGGGAUAAGAUCAAUAGAAAAUAUAGAUACUUUUGACUUGUAGUGAAGGCAGUUACAUUUAACAAGAUAACACUCUAAUUUCUAGCAGUGAACUACUAACCAACCCUGUAACCAGAAUGAAAGGGCCAUUUUUAAUGCUAUGACUGUAUAAUUAUACAUACUGCUGACUUGAAAUAGGCCUAUAAGGUGGCUUCUUGAAGCCAUAAUUUUCUGUACGCUGAAGAUCAUGUGUAGCUGAAUCACAGAAAACAGUAAUAGCCAUGAUCUUCUACCACUUGGCCACUGGAACUUGCAUAUAUAUCUUUUUUGAACAUGCAGCUUUAGCUUAAACACUUAGAAUUUUCUUUUUCUAGACAUUUUCCACCCCCAGUCUAGUUCUAGAGAUUCAUAAAAGUUCCUCCUUUUAUUUUAUCUCUACUCUUUAAAAUUGUUAACUUGAUUCUGUCUAAUGCUACCUGUUGAAAAGUAUUUAUUCUUAUUUCAUAAAUAGAUAUUACAGGACUUUCCCCCAUUUGGUCCUCUCUGGAAGUGAAAUGACCAGUACUAAACUUUCACGCCAGCAUGAAUUUAUAGGCUAAUAAGUGUAAAAUGCAAGCAGCUAUAGUAUGUUGUGCUACCAAAAGCAAUAUGUCAGACAAAUGAAAUGUACUGUUAAAAUCCUUACUGAACUGAUAAUUUGCUUCCCCAUUCUUCUGCCAUAUGAGUCAUGCUUCAACCUUACAAAUUUCACCACAGCUUUCUUGACUUUCUGCCACUUUUUACACUUAAGUGGUAGUUGAGAAAUUUAUUUAUUUAUUGAGCACAAAUUCAUGUGCUUAAAUGGCAUCUUCAACAUUCAUUUAACACUGACUAGCUGACCAGGCAUUUCUGCAUCUUUUACGGUAGAUCAGUGUUUUUCAAACUUGACAAUUUUAAGAUGUGUGGACUUCAACUCCCAGAAUAGCUGGCUGGGUAAUUCUGGGAGUUGAAGUCCACACAUCUUAAGAUUGCCAAGUUUGAAAAAUACUGCUGUGGAGGAAUUUAGUUCGGGCCUUGAGAAGGAAGUGGAAAAGUAACGGUUUAUCAGACCUGAAGCGUAGAAAGAGUCUACUCUUUCAGAACAGCCACACAUUGAUCUACUGUCUUGAAAAGGAAGCUGCGAAGGUUUUGGACAGGCUUUCAAUAUUUGAUUUAUACAAUAAAGUAGCAAUCCUGGAAUACUUGUGGUGUCUGUUUCUUGAUCUGACCUUGAAGGGCUAACAUCAAUAUAAUUAAAUUUAUCUACGUCAAUUUUCAUACUGUUUUUUUAAUCCAUGCAUUUGUUUGAUUAUUGAAUUUAACUGUAGAAUAGCAGGAAACUUGUGCUGAGGAAUAGGUAAAAGAUUUAGGUAGUUUGCAGGAAAGUUCAGACAGUGAAUAAAAAUUAACUUCAGAGAGAGAAAGAAACCAAGUCCUACAAUUUACCUCUGUUGUUCAGAGAUAAAAUUUCAUUGUAGCUACAGAGUACUAAAGUGGAGAAAGCAGUAUAGUAAUAACUUUGUGUCACACAUUAUACUAUGCAAAAGCCAGAACUGCUGUAUGACUUAGCACAGUAUGUGAAUUGUUGUUUUUG